AUGGCUUCCUACUCCGCCAUCGGGCCCGAGCCCACAGAGGCCGAUCCUAUGACUUCGAGUACGGGGUCGCUUCGAGGCAGACGGAGAGGUCGAGGAAAGCAAGACGUUGGAUUCAAAGGCCAGGCGACAUGGAUAUCAAGUGUCAUCAACCUGGCGAACACCAUUCUCGGUGCCGGCCUCCUUGCCAUGCCUUCCGCGCUCUCGAAAAUGGGCAUCUUCCUCGGCAUCUUUGUCAUCGCGUGGGCGGGUGCAACAGCAGGCUUUGGUCUCUACCUCCAGACGCGAUGCGCGCGGUAUAUUGACCGGGGCCAUGUGUCUUUUGCGACACUGUCGCAGAUGACAUAUCCGAACCUGUCCAUCAUCUUUGACGCUGCGAUUGCGAUCAAGUGCUUCGGCGUGGCUGUCAGCUACCUUAUCAUCAUCGGAGAUCUGAUGCCGGGCGUUGUUCGGGGUUUCGCGCCUGGUGCGAGCGACAUCACGUUCCUAGUUGACAGGCAGUUCUGGAUUACGGCCUUCAUGCUCAUCGUUAUCCCCCUCUCCUUCCUCCGCCGCCUCGACUCCCUCAAGUACACCAGCGUCAUCGCCCUCUUCUCCAUCGCCUACCUUGUCAUCCUAGUCGUAGCACAUUUCCUCAAAGGCGACACCCUCGCCGACCGAGGUACCGUCCGAGUCUUCGAAUGGGCGGGCCCCGUCUCCGCCCUCGCCGCCUUCCCCGUCAUCGUCUUCGCCUACACAUGCCACCAGAACAUGUUCUCCAUCCUCAACGAAAUAGCAGACAACUCGCACUUCCAGACCACGACCGUCAUCUUCGCGUCCAUUGGCGGCGCAUGCGGUCUUUACAUCCUAACGGGAAUCACGGGUUAUCUAUCGUAUGGCGACAACAUCCACGGCAACAUUGUCUCCAUGUACCCGACUGCAGCAGCUAGUACCAUUGGCCGCCUCGCCAUCGUUAUCCUCGUCAUGUUCUCUUACCCCCUCCAAAUCCAUCCCUGUCGUGCCAGCAUCGACGCAUGUCUAAAGUGGCGUCCAGGCCGCCUGCGCAAACACAAGCACAAGCAAUCCGAAGUCGGCAGCCCAUCUCGCAACUCACUCAUCACCAAUACCCCGAAGCCCUCGCCCCCGCCCAAAGCGAGCGAGAUGAGCGAUUUGAAAUUCGCAGUCAUUAGCACGGUACUUAUUAUCCUGUCGUUUGUUACCGCCAUGACGUUUUAUCUUGCCCGGAUUGUUUUAUUACAAGAUUAG
Alternaria postmessia is the source of this 1242-nucleotide messenger RNA. RefSeq lists its product as uncharacterized. The transcript has 5 exons. Lineage: Eukaryota; Fungi; Ascomycota; Dothideomycetes; Pleosporales; Pleosporaceae. The coding region runs from base 1 to 1242 and encodes 413 amino acids. The record is from RefSeq and is a predicted model, not a curated record. Gene Ontology annotation, cellular component: fungal-type vacuole membrane. Gene Ontology annotation, biological process: amino acid transmembrane transport. Gene Ontology annotation, molecular function: L-serine transmembrane transporter activity; L-tyrosine transmembrane transporter activity; L-glutamate transmembrane transporter activity.